Molecule: messenger RNA, 1902 nt
Organism: Mangifera indica (mango)
Lineage: Eukaryota; Viridiplantae; Streptophyta; Magnoliopsida; Sapindales; Anacardiaceae
Product: elongator complex protein 4
Exons: 9
Coding region: 363-1454 (363 amino acids)
Biological process (GO): tRNA wobble uridine modification
Cellular component (GO): cytoplasm; transcription elongation factor complex; elongator holoenzyme complex
Source: RefSeq, a predicted model, not a curated record
CUUCCCGUAAUCGUAAGUAUCACACAAAAUUUAUAGGAGCGCCAGGCAAAAUCGUAUAAAUUUCAAGGCAGAUUCACAAUUAUUAUAGAGGAAAAGGAAAAACAAUUUAUAUCGUUAGAAAUUUAAACACCGUUUCGUAAUUAGGCUUAUAUUUAUUACUUCCUAAACUUUCCCACUUCCUUUUAAAGAAACGGCGCGUUGCGGCGGCUCUCUUAGUGCCGGGUCUUUUUUUUUAGGAACAAUCAUCUCCAAGCUUGUAAUUCCACACUCCCAAUUCCCAAAGAUUGUGUCUGUGCAGGUGGCAAACUAAGCUGCCAACAUUUUAUCAGUCAGGGCAAAUCUGCUAUUUUGUUGAUGUUGACAUGGCUGCAACAAAGCCUCGGUUAAGUAGCUUCUCUCGCAACUUGUCAGCGGCACCAUCUUCACAAAACCCUGGAGUCAAGUGUGGUCCUAAUGGCAUUGUAUUUGUCUCAUCUGGAAUACCUGAUCUUGACAAGAUACUAGGCGGUGGGUUUCCACUGGGAAGUUUAGUGAUGGUGCUGGAAGAUGCUGAAGCGCCUCACCACAUGCUUUUGCUGAGGAAUUUUAUGUCUCAAGGACUUGUUCAUAAUCAACCACUUCUGUAUGCCAGUCCAUCCAAGGACCCCAGGGCAUUUUUGGGUACUUUGCCUGGUCCAUCCACAAUCAAAGAUGACAAACCUCAUGUUAGUGAUCCAGAACAGGAGAAGGGAUUGAGGAUUGCUUGGCAGUAUAAGAAGUAUAUGCCUGAAAAUCAGUCAAGCUUUGAUAGUCACAGAGAUAACAAGCAAGUGUACUGCAAUGAAUUUGACUUGCGAAAGCCUCUAGAGAGGCACUAUCUUAGUAGCCAGCGUGCAGAUUGUGUCAGCAUCCAAGAUUCUACAAAACUUAUUGCUCUAAAGGAUCGUUGUGCCACAUUCUUAGCUCAAUUUCCAAGAAAUGAUGCCGGCAGUUCAUCCCCAGCUCGUAUUGCCAUUCAGUCAUUCUGUGCUCCACAAUGUGCACAUUCCAACAUGGAAUGGGACAUGCUUUCCUUUAUUAAAUCUCUGAAAGGAAUGAUUCGGUGUUCAAAUGCAGUAGCAAUUAUAACCUUUCCACCAUCCCUUCUUUCACCAUCCUCCUCAAAAAGAUGGCAGCACUUGGCAGACAUAUUGCUUUCUGUAGGAGCUAUCAGGGAUGAGGACAAGGAAUUGGCAACACUCCUAGCUGGUUACCAAGACAUGGUUGGCCUUCUUAAUAUACACAAAGUGGCCCGCAUAAAUACGCAGGUUCCUGUGAUUCUUGAUGCGACAACAUUCUCAAUAAAGUUGCAUAAGCGUAGGUUCUUGGUUUUAGAAUGUCUAAAUCAAGCCCCGGUUGAUGGUUCAAGUGGGAGUUCAUAUGGCACAUCCAGUAGUUGUUCUGGGGCCUCCAAGACUGGAACUCUUGAUUUUUAGUUGUCCAACCGAAAUUUGUUGCUGAUGAUCAUUUACUGCCUUGGAGCCAAAUUGAGAUCCAAUGGCAAGUUUGAUGGUGUUGGUAUUUGCUGCCAGAAUUAUUCCAGUUUCUUCUUUGGUAACAACCGUGGCUCGGCCAUUGGAUCAUCAGGAAGAUAUGUCAUCAACUGGGGUCUAACCUAGAAUAGAGGAAACAGAAUCAGUUUUUGCUGCAAGAUUAUUAUUUAUCUAUUAAUUUUGCGUUAAACCAUCUUCCUAUAUAGAUAAUUGAAGGUGGCAUGACAGAACACUGAAAAAGGUGUUUAAAAGUAAAAAACAUUGACCUAUUGAUUGUAAUUGGUAGAUGUUUCUUAUUUGAGUUCUUUACCAGUAAUAAUUGAAAUAUGAAAUUAUAGGCUGUAGCUUGAAUAUUGGAUUCAAAGGCUGACGUUUUAAUGGUGUUGCAAUA